UUUGUUUAUCUUUAAUUUGGUUAGGUUCAUCAUACAUGGCUGGGAAACGCAAAAGGAAAGGGGGAAAUGAACCCGUAAAGAAGGAUGUCACCCCCGAGCCGAACGAUAAUGCGGUUGCUUGGAGAAAUUUCUUCAAUGCGAACUACAAAGCCCUUCGAGCAGCUGAGAAGGGAUUAACUGAGAAAGAGGCUACCGACAAAUUGAAAGUGCAAUAUAAAGGUUUCACCGACGAGGAGAAGUCUGAGUGGAGAAGCUAUGACCCUAACCCUAAUCCCGCUAAGAAGGCGGUGCAAACAAGGGGGAGGAAACCAAAGGCAGCUGAUGCCAAGGGGAAGAAAGUGGAGGUGGAUGAGGAAGAGGGUGCUCCUGAAAGUGAAGAAGCAUCUGUGUACGGUCGAUGCUCCUUCAACCGUUUAAUCAGGAUUUGCAAGAACCUGAACCUGGAGCAGAAAGAUGUGAUCCAAAAUGCUGGAUUUGGAUCAUUCAUCAGAGAGGAUGCACCAUACGUUGACACCCGACUAGUGAGUUGGUUAAUCAAACAUGUUGACCCAACCACUAGCAUACUGGAUUUGUAUGGGAGGAAAAUUCACUUAUCUGCCGCGAUGUUCGGAGAUGUUAUGGGGGUGGACGACGGAGGGGAUCCUGUAGUCACCGAGGGUGAUAGUGACACUCGAUAUCUGGAGGAGAUAUUGAACGUUGUCGAGUACACCGUGUCCUUGACAGGGUUGGAGAAAUCUUUGUUGGAGUGCGUUGAGGCAGACAGCCUAUUUCUGAUUAAAUUUUCUUUGGUGGUCAUAGGGACAGUCCUUGCGCCGAAAACGGGCUGCGAUAUCACUUCGGGGUACUUGCACUCCCUUAGGGUUACCAGGGACAUUCGCCACAAGAACUGGGCAACUGCGGGGUUCAGGUAUCUGAUGAACUCAAUUUUCAGAUUUCGAAAUAAGGCCACGAAGAAUGUGUCUGGCUGCACCUUAUUCCUCCAGGGACAUUGAUUUUGUUAUCUUUCAUUUAUGUAAAUGUGUUUAUUGAGUUUAUAAUAUAAUAUUGUGAUUUAUUAGUCGAAUGUAUUACUAAUACAUUGUUUGUUUGUGACAGUUGGUGUACUUGACUCACGUGGAGUGGAACUUUGGAUAUGUCGACCGAACAGUGCUCCCCGUUGAUUUUUGGGGUAGUAAACAAUGUAAGUCCGCUUACAAAUUUGUGAAAGACAAUGGGGGUCCCAACAGCGACAAGGUACAUCGAAUUUUGGUUAUAAUGUGGUAAUGUGAUUUCAGUUGAUAUUAAUUAUUUUGGGUUUGAAAAAUUAAAUUUGUUAAAUUUGUUAUGUUUAACAGAUAACGCUCACUUCGAAUCCCGUAAUACUGCCCAACUACUACUCCGACUCGGAAGGAAGAAAGAGCAGUGACCACUUUGUCAGCUCUAUCAACGAGUUGAAGGAGUACUUCUCCAAUGAGUUAAAGUCUCAGUUGAGAUCAUUUUCUUUGAAAUUUAUGGACAAAGGAGAAGGUGUAGGUGGUAUUGACCGAGAGUUGGAGGAGGAUGCUGCUGCGGAAACGGGGAAGAAGGCGGAGUGCAGCCAGGCCGUGGAGGAGUCCCCGUUGAAGUCCCCUGUCCGUUCAAAGACUAAUGUUGUUGGUCUAUCCGACGAAAAUGUGGUGGAAUCUGUAAGUACGCCUUCACUAUCUGUUACAAAAUCUGUUGAAGAUGAAGGUGCUGCACAUAAGACCUUCGACGAUGAGGACUUUGAUAUAGUCGAAGUGGCAUCUUUCUGGAAUAAAGGCAAAACCCUCGUCAAAUCAAAGAAGACACAGUCGGAGAAUGUGCCUUUAAUUGAGGAUGAUUUCAACGAUAAGGCGUACGAGCAAUUUAUUGAGUCGGGCAGAACUGUUGUCGGGCCUUUCAAGACGAAGGAAGCGAUCCCCCGUAACCAAUAUGGGUUUUACAAGUUUAUUUUUAGCAACACAUUAGAUCCGGGGUAAGUAAAUGUUAUUUUCGUAUUUCUCAUUAUGAUAUACUUGUAGAAAUUUUUAAUAACAGUUACAUUGAUUACAAUUGAAUCAGAUAUGUGCUUGCGAAAUUUCGAAAGUUUGAAGUGGAUAGGAGGUGCA
Molecule: messenger RNA, 2108 nt
Organism: Cannabis sativa
Lineage: Eukaryota; Viridiplantae; Streptophyta; Magnoliopsida; Rosales; Cannabaceae
Exons: 3
Coding region: 36-992 (318 amino acids)
Source: RefSeq, a predicted model, not a curated record